Molecule: messenger RNA, 744 nt
Organism: Ochotona princeps (American pika)
Lineage: Eukaryota; Metazoa; Chordata; Mammalia; Lagomorpha; Ochotonidae
Product: keratin-associated protein 10-9-like
Exons: 2
Coding region: 1-744 (247 amino acids)
Cellular component (GO): keratin filament
Source: RefSeq, a predicted model, not a curated record
AUGUCCGUCUGCUCCAGCAACCUCAGCUAUGGCAGCAACAUCUGCAUGCCCGCUUCCCACGACUCCUGGCAGGUGGACGACUGCCCAGAGAGCUGCUGCGAGCCGCCCUGCUGUACCCCCAGCUGCUGCGCCCCAUCCUCCUGUGUGACCCUCUGCUGCAAGCCCGUGUGCUGCAAGCCUGUCUGCUGUGUGCCCGUCUGCUCCUCCUCCUCCUCCUGCUGCCAGCAGUCUAGCUGCCAGCCCUCAUGCUGUGGCUCCUCUCCCUGCCAGGAGUCCUCCUGUGUGACCCUCUGCUGCAAGCCCGUGUGCUGCAAGCCUGUCUGCUGUGUGCCCGUGUGCUCCUCCUCCUCCUCCUGCUGCCAGCAGUCUAGCUGCCAGCCCUCAUGCUGUGGCUCCUCCCCCUGCCAGGAGUCCUCCUGUGUGACCCUCUGCUGCAGGCCAGUGAGCUGCAAGCCUGUCUGCUGUGUGCCUGUGUGCUCUGAGAGCUCCUCCUGCUGCCAGCAGUCUAGCUGCCAGCCCUCCUGCUGCCCCUCGUCCUGCUGCAGACCCUCCUCCAGCGUGUCCCUGCUCUGCCGCCCCGUGUGCAGACCCGCCUGCAGUGUGCCCGCCUCCUCCUGCUGUGCCCCCGCCUCGUGCUGCCAGCCCAGCUGCUGCCGCCCGGCCUCCAGCGUGUCCCUGCUCUGCCGGCCUGCCUGCCCCCGCCCGGCCUGCUGUGGCCUCUCCUCGGGCCAGUCCUGCUGCUGA